Molecule: messenger RNA, 2361 nt
Organism: Hyaena hyaena (striped hyena)
Lineage: Eukaryota; Metazoa; Chordata; Mammalia; Carnivora; Hyaenidae
Gene: RALB
Product: RAS like proto-oncogene B
Exons: 5
Coding region: 182-802 (206 amino acids)
Biological process (GO): Ras protein signal transduction
Cellular component (GO): plasma membrane
Molecular function (GO): GTPase activity; GDP binding; GTP binding
Source: RefSeq, a predicted model, not a curated record
CUGCUCAAUGACAAAUCGGCAGGGGACUGCUGGGGUCCGGCCCCGGGAGGAGGCGAAGGAGAGGGCGGGGCAGGUUUAAGAGCGGCGGGGUCGGUGCGGACGGCCGAGGCGGCGCGGGACAGGUCCCAGCUCUUCACCUGGGUCUUCUGUUCGUGUGUCGUGACCGGAGACAACCAGCGGCAUGGCGGCAAACAAGAGUAAGAGCCAGAGCUCCCUGGCCCUUCACAAGGUGAUCAUGGUCGGCAGCGGAGGGGUAGGCAAGUCGGCCCUGACGCUUCAGUUCAUGUACGAUGAGUUUGUGGAAGACUAUGAGCCUACCAAAGCCGACAGUUACAGAAAGAAGGUGGUUCUUGAUGGCGAAGAAGUCCAGAUAGAUAUUCUGGACACGGCCGGACAGGAGGACUAUGCGGCCAUUCGAGACAACUACUUUCGUAGCGGGGAAGGCUUCCUGCUGGUGUUCUCCAUUACAGAACAUGAGUCCUUUACAGCAACUGCCGAAUUCAGGGAACAGAUCCUCCGCGUCAAGGCCGAAGAAGAUAAAAUUCCGUUGCUGGUGGUGGGAAACAAGUCCGACCUGGAGGAGCGCAGGCAGGUGCCCGUCGACGAGGCCAGGCCGAGAGCAGAGGAGUGGGGCGUGCAGUACGUGGAGACCUCGGCUAAAACGCGGGCCAACGUGGACAAGGUGUUCUUUGACCUAAUGAGAGAAAUCAGAGCAAAAAAGAUGUCUGAGAACAAAGACAAGAACGGCAAGAAAAGCAGCAAGAACAAGAAAAGUUUUAAAGAAAGAUGUUGCUUACUCUGAAUGCCAAGAUGGCGGACAAAGCAAUGGCCGCUAAGGACAUAGGGCGGGCUCCUCAAGGGAAGAGUAUAGCCCACUUCUUGAUGUAUUCCCUGCCCUCCCAACCUCAUUCACACAUACUUCUUUAAAUGGGGAAAAUAUUGGUGAACCAGUGGCUGGCAGAAGAAAGAAGCCCUGUCCAUGCAUUGGAAUGGCUACUUUGUCGGGAGGUUUUAGAGUUUCCUUCUCUUUCCCCCUCUCCCUCCCAAAAGUUUAAUCACGUGUGUAGUGCUAUCAGUAGGAAAUAGUCAAGAGUUAAAGAGAAAUGCGCUGUCAUAGCAUCUUAUCCCCCACCCCCCUAGGUUUGUAACGUUACCAUCUUUUGGUUUGAAAUAAAAAUGUCCUACUUUAUUGGGUUUGGGGACAGGUGGGUAGGAUAAUACUCUCCCCAACUCUUAUCAGCAUAACAGAAAUACUCAAAAAAGUUCUAAUGACAUUAAGUCCUAAUGACACUGAAAAAUUCAGAGAUUUUUUUGCAGUCAGUUUCUUAGCAAUACCCUGUAGAUUUGAAGUGCAGUGAAAAAUAAAAUGAAUAUGAAUUGGGCCAAAUAGAUCAGUAACAAGCUCAUAAACCCUUCUCACCUAUGAAAAAUAAAAGUUGAAUUCUUCAUUCUUAAAUAUUAGCCAGUGACAACGCGUGUUGGCUAUUUCUGUCCUGUAGCAUCCUGAUUCUUGCAGAGAAGCUUUGUUUUAGUAGAUUAAGUGAAGACUCCAGAGUAGCAUUUUAUACUUUAUACGUGACACACUCUUCUUAUCAGAUUAAAAAAUCUAUCUUUGGAUGUGUCCUCCCCUAAUGGCCAGUCGUGGUAAGGCCCCUCCUUCUCCACUGGUAACCGAUGUGUCCUUCUGGUCGACCUCUCUGCAUGCAGAGGUUGAGCAAGCCUCUUCUUUUGUUUCUUUUAGGUAUAAUGAGCUCUUCUGAAGAAUGUGAUGAGUUCAAAUUGUAUCCUCAAAUCACAAAGCCAGCACCAGUGUCUGACAUUCUGCUACCUCUCAUAGAAUUGCUCUGUAAUUCUAAAUUUAAAAUGAGAAGUGGGAAAGGAUAAGCCAUUGCCCUUUUACCUCUGAGAAUUGGCUGCUGUUUCUAAUAUAGUUUUCUUCUGAGACAGCCAUAGAGUUGGUUCGGAAAAGGCUUUUAUUGAUGAGAUGUGGUAAGCUUUUUUGUAUAUCCAUCUUCUAAUCUUAGCAACCAGAAAACUUUUCCUCAGGAAAGGAGUACUGUGAUAAAAAGCCAGUAUUCAGCACAUUUCCCCCCAUUUUUUGGAAGUGACAUUUCACAUAUAGGUGCCAAAAGGGAAUUGGGGCGGGGAGACUGGGAGCCUUUCAAAUUUAUGGUUAUUACGGAAAUUGUGGAAAUCAUGAUCUGAGUGGAAAGCAAUCUUGUAUCACCUCCCAAAGAAUCAUGGUCUUUUUUAAAUAAAAAAAAAAAAGCAGACAAAUAACACUUUUUCAGGGUUUCAGCCUUUUUAUUUUACCCUUUUGUCAUACAUGUAAAAUGCAAGUAUCAAAGAAACUGACAGUAA